UACGUUGGAGUAACGUUAGCCAGCUGGCAGCAGGAAGGAGAAUAUUAGGGAGUUAGCUCGCUGCUCCUGGAGUCAAUGGGCAUAGGACGUUUGUGUACGUGGUCAUGAAUAGAAGACACACUGAUGGUUUUAAUGUAUCUGGAAAUUGAGCUUUUAUGAUAUCUCGUGCAGAAGUUGCAUGAGAUUUAAUUCUUUAUGCCGCAAUUGAGCUGUACACGAGACCACAUUAUUUAAUAAGGACCGAGUAUUUUUUUCCAUAGCAGCACUAGCGAGCUAGUCGCCACACCGCAGAACGGGGAUUGUGGAGACCGUGCUGGUGACCACCUGCCGGUGGAACCUUUCGCGAGCAGCCGGGCGGCAGGAGAGAGGGGACGUCAGGAGCUCUGCAAGGUGGUUCUCUACGACUGACAGAUGUGUGAGGUCACAGAAGCACAGAGACAUCCCUCUGAGGAGAACUGAAUUCUGGGAGUUUGGGUCCUCCUCUCUGUCCCUCUGACAGGGGAGGCGAGUGUUCAGUAGAACAUGUUGGGCUCGGAGAAAGGAGUCGUGCAAGAAUGGCUCUCGGAAUUUAAGACUUUGCCUGACACCCAGAUCCCCAGCUACGCGGACAGCCUCCAUCUGAAGAAGUCCCUGGUGCCUGCACUCUACCAAGUCAUCCAGGACCCCAACAACGAGCUGCUGGAGCCGGUGUGUCACCAGUUAUUUGAGCUCUACCGCAGCUCUGUGGACCGUCUCUGCCGCUUCACACUGCAGUUCCUGCCAGAGCUGGUCUGGGUGUACUUGCGUGUCACGGCCAGCAGGGACCGCCAGAGUAAUGGCUGCAUUGAAGCCCUCCUGCUGGGCAUCUACAACCUGGAGACUGUUGACAAAGAGGGAAAUGGGAAGCUGUUGUCAUUCACAAUCCCCUCCAUUUCCAAACCAUCAAUAUACCACGAGCCGUCCAGUUUGGGGUCCAUGGCUCUGACGGAGGGGGCGCUCAUCCACCACGACCUGAUCAAGGUGGUGUACUGCGGCCUGCACCCCCAGAGAGAGACGUUCACUGCCCAGAACAGGUUCGAGGUCCUCUGUUUCCUUAUGCUGUGCUACAACUCCUCAGUGGUCUACAUGCCAGCCUCCUCCUAUCAGUCGGUGUGCAGGAUGUGCUCACGGCUGUGUGUGUGCGGGUUUCCACGGCAGCAGGGGAAGGCGUGGCAGGAGCCCUGUAACCGCGUGCUAUUGGACCCUGAGUUCAUGGUGCAGAUGUUGACAGCUGUCUAUCAUGCCAUAUACAAUGGUGAGUGGGAUCUGGGGAGAGAGGCCCUGGAUGACAUCCUCUACAGGGCUGAGCUGGAGCUCUACUCUCAGCCGCUUCUGGUGGCCAACGCUAUGAAGCGCUCCCUUCCAGCCAACGCCCCAGACGCUUCCCAGGGACGCAAGAUCCUUCAGGUGGAAGUGACGCCCACGGCGACCCGGAUCUCUCAGUCCGCCAUCACUGCUGCCUCCAUCCGCCGCCUCCGCUGGAAGAGAGAGGAUUGUUUUGACUUCUCGAGCGAUGCCGAGUUGAGCCUCGCCUGCACCCCCAGCCGCCGCGCCUCCCCGGACCCGCCCGCGACCAAUCCGGAGCGAGGAGGGCGGGUGCAGUCCAGCGUGCCCCCCGCCGCGCCUGAGGAUGCCGAUGGCAUGAGCGGGGAGGACGAGUCCUUCACCCUGAACGACCCGGACGAGGGCUUCUCCUCCGGAGCCUCCAGCAGCAGCCAGCCCAGCGGGACCAAGCCGGGGCCCGGGGUCGGGGUCCGGGUCGAGGCCCCGGGCGUCGGCCCGAGGAGCGGAAGCGGCCGGAAGCACAGGGACCCGUCGGCCGACCCCCAGGCGGUGCUGCGCAGGCAGCAGCAGCGGAGGCAGUCCCCGCCCCCGGCCCUCUCGCCGGACGCCAUCGAGCUGAGCCCCGCCCGGAAGCGCCUCAGCUACCCGGCCGGCCGCGCGGUGGUCCGGACCGGCAGCACCUCGUCCAGCAAGUCCUUCGACUGCACGAACAUCACCCUGAACGGGAGCCAGGGGAGCGAGGGGACCCUGGAGGGGGGGACCCUGGAGGGGACUCUGGAGGGGACGCCGGGGACGGCGCGUCGCUUCUCCGCGGGCAGCCUGCAGGACGAGCAGCUGGGCCGGCCAGAGGAGGAGGAUCAGGACCUCCUCUCGCCCGGCACGCCCCUCUCCAGGGAGUCCCGCUCGCCCAGCUUCACCAUGCAGAUCAUAUCCCAGGUGUAGCAUUGCGGCGGGGAGAGGGUGACAUCACAGGUGGGGGGCGUGUCCUGCACUCCUUUCUCUCGCAGCGGGAGGUCAGGAGGAGAAGGCGGUCUCUAUGUAAUUUCAGCCCAUGAAGGAGAGGGACUGGACUCCUCUGGCAGCCAGUGGGAGAAGUCACCUAACGUGUAACUCCGCCCCACCAGUCUGCAGAAAGCUGUCCCAUCCAAUCAUCUUCUCUGACUAACCAGAGAAUUCCGUGUCCCUUUCUCUUAGUACCCAAGCUACAUGGCUUAAAAUGAAAACAAAGGAAAACAAAACACAAUGUCUAUUGUUAAUCAAUAUUAGAAAUUCAUUGUGGGUCUGUAACUUAAUCCUGAGAUUAAAAUAGUCUAUAUUUUGUAUCAAAUCAGCAAUAAGACUACCAAUGCUACUUGGAAAAGAAUGGGCAUUUCCAAUGCCUUUCUGUUUAACCUUGAGGUGAUGUGCAAUCUUCAAUUGAUUCUUCUUUAUUUUAAAUCUUAAUUUAUGUUAGAAUUUAUCUGAUCUGUCUUGUUGAAUAGAUCCCAAAGAGGGCGGUUUUGAAUAAUUUUGUUCUUAAAUUUUUAUGAUGCUUUUUAAAAAAAACAAUCAGACCAAGAAAUACGCUGGUUUUUAAUUUCAUAAUUUCUACAAUAUUUAUAUUCAAAAUUAAUUCUAAACAAAUUGGAAUAUUUUCCUGCAUAAAUAUGUCAUUUUUGAAGAGUUCCCAGUCUUAAAGGAUGCUCCUGACAGGAGGAAUUGCCCAAAUAUGCUUUUAUUUUCUCCUGAUCAUUUGGAUUAAUAACACAAUCGCACAAAAGCAGAGACUUGAGUGUACCUGGCUGAUUUCUACGCAGAGUAUGUCCAUGUGAAUCCAUGUAAGUCCUGCCUCUUGCCCAAUGCAUGCUGGGAUAGGCUCCUGCCCUCCCCCCACCGCGAUCCUGACCAGGAAUAGGCGGGUAUGUUGGACGGGUGGAUAGAUGGGUCUGCAGCAACGCUGUACUGUUAGAUGCAGAAUGCACUGCUGUGAAGCUAGUUGUUGUCUGGAAAUCUCAUCGGAAAAUGUCUGUGUAUGUAAUGUGGCUUGUGACAGAUUUGUUUAUUUAACUGAAUUGUCUGCAGUUGACUGAGUGUCCACUCACAAGCUAUGUGCUGUCACUAAACAUCUGUUGUUGGAAAAGAAAUCGGACCAUUCCGAUUUUCCCUAUUUCCCACAAGCCUCCCCUCUACCUCAUCUUGUGUUCGUCUGACACUCAAACCCAAUAUUCCUCAUGCUUACAGUUUGGAAACUGUAUUCCCCUUAUUACUUUCUUUCUCUUGAAAGUCGUUACUGUACAAUGAGUUCCUCAUUGGGGAGUACCAGGGAAACUGCCAAGUUAAAUUCUAUAACCUCAUGUGAAAUCAUGAGGUGCUAGUUAAAGGCUAGCUGGUUUUGGCUCAAUCAGUAAAGACAUUUGAUGCUGUGUAUUAUUUCCUAUAUUGAAGAAGGAAACUUUCUCAUAUAUAUAAUCAUAUAUCUGACUAACAGAAAUCGGUGGCGUAGAGUGAACAAUAUGCACUUAUGUAUGUACGUUGUGUGUAUGUGGGUUGUGGGUACGGUGCGUAUACGUGUAUGUGGAUAUGUGUGUUUAUGUAUAUAUGUGUGUUGAGACUUUCUAUAACUGUCAGUCCCUCUAAGAUGGUUUUUUAAUAUACGUUUUGACUGACCAAUGCACACAGGGAAAAAAAAGGUUUUCCUUCACUUUCCCCGACCCCCCCCCUGCCAUUUUCAUCCUGUUUCCAUCACUGCAGCAAUCUGCAUACAUUUGGGAAGGUGGGGAUUAGAAUGUUCUCUGACAGGCACUAAGAUGGCCGCUCAACAGAAUUCCAUUGCAAUUGCAGCAUGUCACAUGACUUCAGAGCUCAUGCUGGCGGGUUACAGGUGCACAAUUAACCAGAGAAGUCUCUAGAAGCUGCCCCAGCUGAAGCUCUCUACAGUAUAUGGGCAAUGCUGUGGGCAGUUACGCAUCACGUGUAACCCACUGGCAGGGUCCAGCUUCACUCCAGCCAGUACUCUGUGGGAGUGCCAUAGCCCAGUGUGACACUUUGGAGUGUCUUCAUGAGAACUAAAGUGACCGGGACUAGCAGUGGUCCUGGUCUCAUUAGUUAAGAUCAUAUAUGACUAUCAUGCAUUAAAACUGCAGUGCCUUCCUUUGCUGUUUGAAAGUGUAAUUCCUGCACUGCACAGAUGGUGAAAAAGCCUGUCAUUGUAAUUACCACUCGGUGACAGGACCAUUUCAUUUUUAGAAAUCUGCUGGAGGUCACAGCAUUUCUGUUGAAAAGCUAAGCUGUGUUUGCAUGGCUCUUGUUCUGCAUCUCGGUAAUAAACCAGAUUUUAAAAAGCAGAAUUUUUUUCUUCGUUACAUUCGUUCGUCUUUAUCAGAUUGUGAGGGGCCCUCACCCUACCAGUUUAAACUGUCAGUAUGAAAUAUGUAGCGUGGUGAAUCGGUGUCUUAUUCAGUGGAAUGUGAAUGGGAAGAUUUCCCUUGGACCUGCUGUAUUAGUUAUAAUGGUUUCAGUGCACUUUAAAUUGUUUUCAGUGAAGCCCUUUUUUCCCACAAUAUAGAAUUUACUGCCCGUUUCAUUUUAAAGGGAGUGCUUGAAUUGAAUGCGUUCAGUGGUUUGAAAUCAUUUUUUGAUGUCUCAGCACUCCGCAUUUUAACAGUUGGGAGAACCCAUCUCUAACAAAGCAAAGUUCGGCCUUUUCCAGUCCCACCAUCACCCUUCUUUUACCUGAGUUCAGGGCCUCCGCCAUCUUAGAUUCCAGACUCAGCAUCAGCCUUAUUUACCAUGGAUUUUAUCUUAUUUUCUGUGCACAUUAAAUGAAUAGUGCUAAGUACUGACGGAGAUGUGCGUUAAAUAACAAGCGCACCCCUUAAUGUGAUGGUGACAGCAGUUAUCUUUGUUGGAUGUCUAAUUUAAAUGGAAACACCUUCAGACUGACAAUGGAAGCUCUCUGUCUGUCAAACUCCCACAAUGAAAGCACUGGUAAUGGUAAUGGAGUGUUUUGAUCUGUAUUAUGGUCUUGCAUAGUUAGAUAGCUUUGAAUGAACUGGACUAUGAUUGUUCAACAUGAAGCGAGAUUGAGAAGCUCACUGUUUAGUCUUAUGGGGGACUCCAGUGGCUGCAGUGUUAAUGUCCUGCAGUGUUAGUGUCAUGGCUGUGGUUGAAAUUCAGGGACCACUGAGCUUUUGUCAUUCUGAAUGAUACCAUCUCAUGGUGUAUUCUAGCACAAGUCUGAUUGACUUAUGGCUUGUUCAGUACAAAAUGUUGAAGGAUGCAUUCUCUUGUGUGAAAGAGAGCAGGACUGUGUCAGACUGGCUCUGUAUGUCCCUGUGUGUGAUUCAACAGAGCUGUGUCACACUGACUCUGUGUUUCCCUGUGUCUGAGAGAGGAGAGCUGUGUCACACUGACUCUGUGUUUCCCUGUGUCUGAGAGAGCAGAGCUGUCAGACUGCAUGUGAAGUGAAAGCUGUGCACUUGCAAUGCACUGUACCUGGACAUUCUACCUACAGUAUCCUCUGGAUGCCUACACCUCCUAAACAAAGCACACAAGUGCUGAUAUGAUUGACACCCUCAGUCUGCAUUUUAACUAGGGCAAGGGAACAGCUAUUUGCUUUGUUUCUUUGAAAACGGAAAAAUGCAAUUUGCUGGUGGGUACCAGGAUUAGGUUAACUUGUUUCAAAGGUCUCAAAUCUGGCAGUAGCCAUCUGUUUUGAUUAUAACAUUGAUAAGUUCUAUGCAACAUAUUUAAUUUUCAUUUUUAAAGAUAUUUUUAUUCUUUAUUCAAUUUAUCCCAAAUUAGACAAUCCAAGUAUACAACGGUCAAUCGUUACAACAUUGCAGAAUCUUCUGUCAGCUUAGCUAGCAGAGUAUCUGGGUAUUCAUUCCAUAUUCUACUCUGGAAAGGGAAAGACAAACUACCUUUUUCUCUGUAUUUGUGAGAGGAAGGGAGAGAGAGAGAGAGGGAUCAAAAGUGUGUGUGUGUGUCUUAUCGUACGGCUUCCACUGUUGUGAAGAUGGAAAAUGGCACUCGUGCAUGGAAUCCAUUCUCUUUGUAGCUGUUAUUUCAUAAUUGUUUGAUGCUGCUGACACAUAAAUUAAUAUAAUUAAUGAAUACAAUCUACAAUUAUAAUGAAAUUGAUAUGUACACCAUUGUACCACUGAUGUUGAAAAUGAAUACAAAUAUUUUAAAUCCUUGUAAAUAAAAAAUGUACAGAGAAUAAAGUGACUGCAAUACAAAGAGAUAUGUCUAUCUGUAAAAUGUUGAAUAAAUAUGGUGUUGAUUCCAAAUACUU
This is a messenger RNA of Anguilla anguilla (European eel), 6577 nucleotides long. RefSeq names its product protein FAM126B-like. Lineage: Eukaryota; Metazoa; Chordata; Actinopteri; Anguilliformes; Anguillidae. The record is from RefSeq and is a predicted model, not a curated record. Gene Ontology annotation, cellular component: plasma membrane. The transcript is spliced from 15 exons. Gene Ontology annotation, biological process: protein localization to plasma membrane; phosphatidylinositol phosphate biosynthetic process. The coding region runs from base 523 to 2244 and encodes 573 amino acids.